This is a messenger RNA of Etheostoma cragini (Arkansas darter), 1871 nucleotides long. RefSeq names its product potassium voltage-gated channel subfamily V member 2. Gene Ontology annotation, cellular component: membrane; voltage-gated potassium channel complex. NCBI's taxonomy places the organism in Eukaryota, Metazoa, Chordata, Actinopteri, Perciformes, Percidae. The coding region runs from base 242 to 1870 and encodes 542 amino acids. Gene Ontology annotation, molecular function: delayed rectifier potassium channel activity. The transcript has 4 exons. The record is from RefSeq and is a predicted model, not a curated record. Gene Ontology annotation, biological process: protein homooligomerization; potassium ion transmembrane transport.
AACAGCAAUAGGAUUAGAGAAUCAGUAAAGAGCAUGAAUCCCUAACUCAUGCUGUUGAUCUUCUUGCACGCCGAGAGACCAGCACGGUAGAUGUUUCUUUAUUUUAACCUGAAAGCAGUUUUUUAGAGCACAAUGUUCAGCCCAAAUGGAGAUAUUGUGGAAUACUGUUGUUGUUUUUUCUUGACUUGAUUGACACAAAAGUUUUUUUUUUAAUUGGUUUGUCUUCUGACAAGCUGUCACGAUGGCAACUGUAAUGCCAAGGUUGAAAGUGCUGAAAAAGCGUCGCUCCAGUCUUUUUUCAACUAUAAAACGGGAGUUAAGCUUUUCACAAAGCAAUGAAGAACAGGAGGGUGAAUUCCCCUUUUCACAGGACAGCUCUGUGAAAGCAUGGACAUCUAUGGACAACCUCGAUGCACCUAUUGAGAAAAAAGGUGCAACAAAAGAUCAGAAAAAACCUGCAUUAAACCCAAGGAAAUCAAACAUUGUUAAGCUCAACGUAGGUGGAAAGUUGUUUCACAUCCCAAAGAAGUUGGUCCUCAAAUACCCCAAAACCAGAAUUGGAGUCCUAGCCCUCUGUGAUGAACCGGCCAAGCGGCUAACGCUCUGUGACGAUUACAAUGUUCAGAACGAUGAAUUCUUUUUUGACAGGGACCCCAUGUUUUUCCACUACAUCUUCCACUUUUAUUGCAGUAAUGUCCUGUGGGUCAUGGAUAGUCUCUGCCCGGUCAACUUUGAGGAAGAGUUGACAUUUUGGGGGUUGAAACUGAAGGACACUCCAAGGUGCUGCCGUAUUCUGUUUGAGGAGAAAGUGGACGACAUCAGAGACCAACUGAAGGUGAAUCAGGAGUUGAUUGAUGAGAUCAAGCCUCACCAUGAUGGUGAGGGAUACAAGAAUAUGUUUCUUGGAAGCUUUCGGAAGAUCCUUUGGGACUUGAUGGAGAAUCCUUACUCCUCACUGUCAGCCAAAGCCUUUGCUGUGUUUUCCAGUCUCUUUGUGCUUAUCUCUAUUGUUGCCAUGACAAUGAACACAGUAAAUGAACUCAGGCAGUACAAACUUUAUGGCAAAACCUACAUGGAGUGGAUAGAGGUUUCUUCCAUCCUUUUCUUUGCAAUGGAGUACUUUUUGCGGUUACUCACCACAUCCAAUAUCAGACAUUUUUUGAAGAGUGCUCUCAACUUUGUGGAUGUGGUGGCUGUUAUGCCAUACUUCCUGCAGAUCGUUUUUGAGACAUUUGUUAUGGAUUCAGAAGAUGUAGGUGCAAAGGAAGAUUUGAAGACCAUGGCAAGGGUCAGUAAAGUCAGCAAGGUGCUGAAGGUUGUCAAGUUGAUGCGCAUCUUCCGUAUCUUGAAGCUUGCCCGUCACUCAACAGGCAUGAGGGCGUUUGGUUUCACCAUCCGACAGUGCUCUGAGCAGGUGUGCUGUCUGUUUCUGUUCAUUGCCAUGGGCAUCUUCACCUUCUCUGCUCUGAUGCACUCUGUGGAAGUGGAUCAGCCUGGGACCCCAUUUAGCAGCAUACCAGAUGCCUGGUGGUGGGCCGCGGUGAGCAUCUCUACUGUGGGAUAUGGAGAUGUCGUACCUAUCUCCUAUCUUGGCCGCUGUGUGGCGUUUGGCUGCAUCUCGUUUGGCAUCAUCCUCAACGGCAUGCCCAUCUCCAUCCUGUUCAACAAGUUUUCCGACUAUUACGCCAAACUGAAGGAACAGGAAUACACAAUUUCAAACACAGAGCGCACCUUCCAGCUGAGGAAACGUAUGAGGCGCAAGUUUGAUAACUGCUUCUCACCCCAGCCAGAGGAGUCUGAUGACGACAUACACUAUCGGCCCUGUGUUAGUCAAACUUUCCAUGAGAGGGAGGAUUUAGCUGCCCACUAGU